Owenia fusiformis is the source of this 798-nucleotide messenger RNA. The record is from the annotation of a GenBank genome assembly. NCBI's taxonomy places the organism in Eukaryota, Metazoa, Annelida, Polychaeta, Sabellida, Oweniidae.
GGGAGUACUAAUAAUCAGAUUCCACCAUCUACUGCCCCGCUAAAUAGUAAACACGCAUCAAUUAUUGACGUCACCCAAAGGCCAGAAAGUUGUACACUCUGAUUUGAGGUAUUUAGACUUAUUGGAAACGUUACCGAGGGAACUAUUUAGUGGAUGUUAAUAUUCAAGAGAAGGCGAGCAAUUAAAUUGGACCCACGCGUUUUUAAAUAUUGAAUUCUUAUAAGAACUUUUGACUGAUUGUAUCAAGAGUUGAGUACGGAUUCCAAAUAGGAGUGACCAAAGAGUGCAAACAGCAAUACCUGUAAAUAGCAACUAAGGUUCCACAAGAAAAUGGUGCGUCCCGUCCUAGUCACCCUUGUCAUAUGCUGUGUAGUAGCACUCUACCAGACAAACGCCAACACACUCAGGCAAAAACGCUCUUCUACACCAAAAGACAGGGGUGCAUUGUCACAACAUCUAAUAAGAUGGAUGAAAAAGAAUUUUUACGACGAGUGUGCUGGUAGCUGCUCUGUGAAUGCAAAUGGCGAGGACGACUGUACCUGCUUUGGAUACUUCUGUUCUGUGGAAACCAACGAAAUACAGAAUAUCGGGGCACGGGAAGAGGGCGUCUGCAGUCCAUUGGCGCAGUUCUGGGGCUACAAGUAACUUAGUGCCUAGACACGGAAAACCUCUGGGACCACCAGUGAUAUGGGCCUAAGACAAGACAUCGUUUCACACAUUUAAAAACAAUUUGAAACCGCUGAAUUUAUUCUCAUUAACACAUUUGUCUACCAUAUUUUUUAUAUUGUUUUCAAUAGG